Molecule: messenger RNA, 6420 nt
Organism: Uranotaenia lowii
Lineage: Eukaryota; Metazoa; Arthropoda; Insecta; Diptera; Culicidae
Product: organic cation transporter protein
Exons: 11
Coding region: 1704-3992 (762 amino acids)
Biological process (GO): transmembrane transport
Cellular component (GO): membrane
Molecular function (GO): transmembrane transporter activity
Source: RefSeq, a predicted model, not a curated record
ACAGGCGGCCAGUUCUGCGGGAUGCGAUUGACGAAAUCGAGUUCUGUUUUUCAUUUGUGUGUCUCCUCUUCGGUGGAAUUCUCGAUUCGCGAGGCGGUUUUCUUAAUCAGCGGUUUUGAGAACAAUAGAGUAUGGUGCAGUUUUCGGUGAUGAAUACUUAAUAAUAAACAAUCGAAGUUUCAUCACGUGUUGAUUGGAUAAAAAUAAAACAGUGAGGUGAUUGAUGGGUUAGAUGGAACGCGUUACAGUACUCAAGUCGCCAUAUUCGGGAUUGAUAGAGACAUUUGCUUCUAAACCCUGCUUCUCUCAAAUCGAACGGGUUGCGGGUUAAUUGGCAAUUGCGGGUUUACAAAUAGUGUGCGCGACUCGAAUUAAAGUGCAAGGUGCAAAUUCCUCUGUCGUUGAUCUACGAGAUCAGAUAUUUUCAAUUCCUCCCCUGGGGCGAUGGCGGCCCUCCUGCUUAUGUUGAGUGUUGGGAUGUAGAUAUUCUACUCCCUGCGUGAUUUAUUUCCAAGCUUGACGAACAGCUGUUUGGACAGUGUUUAACAUUAGGCGGGAUCUGAUAAGAUAUCGACAAAAUUGAUCAUGUUUGUUUUAAGCAUUAGUCGAAUGUGUGUCGAAUAGCUGAGCUAUUCAGUUAAUCUCUCUCCCUUCCCCUCACCUCUUCUCGUGGGAUCUGAGAGUAGCAAAGUGCACGAUCACAUCUAUCACCAGCACACGAAUCGGGGAAAAUAUCUUUCGAUAUCGUCAGCGUAGCACAUGCAUUUUCGCGGUACGGUGGCAACGACUUGCUCGAGGGGGUCAGGCAGGUUGUUUAUUAGAGUUGCAAAUUAGCCGUUAAUUAGGUAGGGUCCCUGAGGUAUUUUUCGCUGAUGGACGGGUGCGCUGUUUGGCAGUGCUGCCAGUUUGAAGGUUUUCGUGUUUCCUGGACGGUCCCAAUAAGAAUAAAUAUCUCGCAAGAGUAAAAAUCCUAGAAAAAAAAAUGAACGGUCCUAGCUCCACACCGGGGGAAAUAAUGUUUGGUAGCUCUGGAAGAACCCGCGCCAUUGUGUCCAUCAACUGAAACUAACCCUGGCACGCAGAAACAGGCUAGCAAGGCAGCCAGGUCGGCCAACUAUUACAGGCCGCCAUCAACUGGACGGGAUAAUUGAGUGUGAGUGAGAGUGCAUCGCGGUUGGAAGAGGGCCGAGACCCGGACCGGUUGCAUCAAAUAGCAUCAACCAGAAGCAACGAUUCAUUCCGGAAUCGCCUGAGCAGCAAGACUCAUUCUGGAUCGGUAUUUUGUGCGAAUAACAUCGCCCGUUUUUCCUCAUCAUAGGAGUAUCCGUGUGGUCAAAACGAGAGGGAGCAACGAAUUUUACUCACACGGUUCGAGUGCGUACAAAUCUGGGGGUUCGUGCGGUUUGCGCUUAGCAGUUUUAGUCCUAUACAAAAUAAGCGGAUCAUCUGCCUGGUGUAGUUGGGGCAAGUGGUUGAAGUAUUAUAAUUCUAGCGCAUUUCCGGCAAUUAAAAGCAGCGACUGUGAAGAUUGCCAGGCGACCUGGUGCCGAUUUGGGUGGAAAUUCAACCCGAUUUUCCCAAAACGAAAGGUAGCGGAAUUCGGCCGAGUGCAUAGUUAUAUGUGGUUUCUCCCUAGUGAAUAAUUGGAUCAAAUCAGUAAAGGGGGUUGGAAAGUGAAGUGAAGUGAAGUGGCCCGACGCAAAAUGUCCAACAGGUGGUCUCUUACGGCGGGUGGGGGUGGAUUUAGCAGAACACCGGCCAGUGAAGAGUGUGGGGAUGAAUUUGAAAUUGCAGUUCUGUUGGAUAAAUCGGGAAACAGCCCCCGGUUGACAAGUGCACGUCAACGAUCAGCGCCACUGGUUGGUUUCAGUAGUGUUAAAAGUGCGGGUGAGGGAAAUGAGCAAAUCGACGGGGGCAUCCAUGACCAAACCCGGCGGAUUAAGUAUGGCGAUGGUGGUGAUCGUACUUCCGGUUUCGGUGCUUCCGAUGAUGAUGAUGAUGAUGUGAGUGAUGACCGUGACAGUAACGAUGAUGAGCGGAUUAUGAUAUGCGAUGAGGAACCAAGGCAGCAGCAUCCCAGUCAGUCUGUUAGGCGAAAACGAAAUGGAAAUGCUAAAGUGGACAUGUAUGAACCGAACUCCUCGAGGGGACACUCCCCGACGGUUCCCAGCCAACGGGAUCACCCCGGGACGCUAGGCAUGAAUCUCAGCAGCAAUCCGGCCACAACGACUGGGACCGGAACCGGAACCGGAACCAUCAACAGCAGCAACCCGUCUCCGUUGGCCUCUUCACCGACGACAGUUAAGCUUAGUAAUAACAGUAAUACUACUAGUAAUAACAACAACCACCACAAUACCAAUACCAAAACCACCAGUAGGGAUGCGAAAAGUUCCAAAAAGAAGCACAAACAUGCGGACGAGGAGCGGGACAUCAUCGGAGAUCUGAUCGGGGACUACGGCAAGUGGCAGUUUGUGAUGACCUUCCUGUUGUCGCUGUUCCAGGUUCCUAAUACGUUCCACAUCUAUUCGCCCACGUUUCAGGCAGUAGAAAAAGGGCACUGGUGCCGACGGCCGUCGAAUCUCAACCAUGUUCCGGUGGAUCUUUGGCGAAACGUAACCCGAUCCGAGGAGAACUGCCGGAUACUGGACUACGAUUGGAGUUCGGUGCAGACGGAAUCGGCGCUGCGAAAUCUGGAGCUAUCGUCAGAGUUGAACCACACGACCUGCAGUUCCUGGGAGUAUGCCACCGAUGAUGAACUGGGCAAUACUUGGGCGUCGGAGUGGAAUCUGGUGUGCGAUAAGGAGUAUCUUAAGGUGGUAGCCGAAAUGUUCUUCCUGGUCGGGGUUGCUUCCGGCGGGAUUGCCAGUGGAGUCCUUUCGGACAAAUUUGGCCGUAAAAAGAUGCUAUUCAUUUCAGCGGUAUUGCAGUCAAUUUUUGGUAUUGCUCUCUACUUCGUGGAUUCACUCAUCAUUCUGCUGAUACUGCGGGCACUGCUCGGAAUCGUUUCGGUUUCGGUGACUUAUGCCGGGCUCAUUUUGGCCAUCGAAUACGUGGACGGAAAAUGGCGAACCAUUGCAGGGAUGUACAAUUUGUUUCCACUGCCCGUUUCGUACAUUAUGAUUUCCGGAAUAGCCUAUCUGACUCAGGACUUCCGGACUCUACAGCUGUGCAUCGGACUUCCCGGGGUGUUCCUGUGCUUUUUGUGGUUUGUCCUGCCGGAAUCGCCCCGGUGGCUUCUGUGCAAGGGUCAAAUCGCCGAAGCCAAGGAAGUGAUCCGAAAGGCUGCCGCCUUCAACAAUCGACCCCUGCCGGACAACCUGGACAAACUGCUCAAACCACCGAUGGACGAGGAGGACAAUAUGGCCGGGGUGUGCGAUCUGUUCCGAACCCGAUACCUCCGACUGGUUUCGUUCUGUUUCAUGUGCAUCUGGUUCACUAUGAACCUGGUUUACUACGGACUGGUGCUGAACAUGAACAGCCUUGGCGGGAAUAUUUAUCUCAAUUCGGCCAUCGCGGGUGUGGUGGAAAUACCGGCCAUUGCUCUGGCAAUGUACAUCAUCAAUAAAACGGGCAAGAAGUGGCUGUUUUGUGCGACAUUUUUCGCGGCAGCGCUAGCCUGUCUGUGUGCCGCUUUCGUGGAAGGAAACGAGGAUUAUCUCUCAAUUAAGCUCACCUUUGUGAUGAUUGGUAAAUUCACCAUUAGCGCUGGUAACACCAUAAUGCCGGUUUACACCGCUGAACUCUACCCGACAGCGAUCCGAAAUGUUGGAGUCGGUGCCUGCAACAUGGCUGCCGGAUUUGCCCUAGUGCUGACGCCAUAUCUCUCUAUACUGACCAAAAUAGAGGACCACCUGCUAAUGUCCCUCUUGACGGCCUGGUGCAUCUUUGGCGCUAUUGUGAUCGUAUUUCUACCGGAAACUAUGCAACACCACGAGCACGAAGAGCCACGGGAUGAAGAACGAGAUAUCGAUACCCAACUGGCGGCAACUUGAGCUGUGAAUUAAAGAGCGUGUUAGUGUUGUUUCGUAGAUCACAUCGUCUGAUGGAUGGAGAGAGAAAGAAAGAGAGAUUGUUCACUAAAACUGCCAUAUCUAGAAUCUGUUUAACUUAUUCCCAGAGUUUGUCAAGGUUAGGAUUUAGGAGAGUUUCGAAUAUUGAAGGGAGCCGCCUAGUGGUGUUUUGUGCUGUUCGGAUUGCUGACAAUGGAAAAGGAUACAUUUUUAUAUCUACACAAAAUUAUAACCACCAAUUUUAGGAACACAACACUGUGGAAAACAAAAUAUCAAAACGUCAAUUGUCGUAAAUUUAAAACAAAAACCAAUAGAGGACACUAGUACACCGUCAAUGUUUGUAUAGCUAUAUAUUUUGUAUCGAGUAAGGUGCCACACACUGCAAGCAAGUGAAUGUUAUGUGUAGCUUAAGGAAAGUAGGGCAGCAUUUAUUGCGUAAAGUUAAUUGCAGUCGCAGUUCAAUUACAGUAAAUUCAAUCUGAUAUGUUUGAAUGCCACUCACACGUACACACACAUCGCUCACAUAUCUUUUAACAAGAACAACAAUAGUAAUUAUUAUCAGAUCUGCAAGAAGUUUCAUCAUACAAUGUUGACUCUACAUAGACACCGUUUUAAGGUAUGACGAAUUUUUCGAUAAUUUUCCUGGCUGGUCCAGGGAGAAGUUUUUUUUCAAUCCGGAAUACACCGAUUGAAGUGUUCCAUCAUAACAAAAGUAAAGCUGUAUACACUACAAUUAUUUACAAACUUAUACGAACAAAUUUUAACUGUAUACUAACAAUAAAUAAACAAACAAACCCCAAAACAGCCAGAGUAUUUUUUCGUAUACAAAUCUGCUUCUGAGCCAAAAGCAAACCGAUAAGCUUUGCGAUUGUUUUGUCAGCUAUUGAUUGUAUAUUUAAAGCAUUGGAAGAAAUACUGUUUUUCCCAUAAUUCGUUCUCUCAUUUUUUAAACUCAAAUUUAACUCAAAAUUUUUUUUAUUAGUUAGACAGAAUAUUUUUUUUCAAAAUUUCAUCUAAGGAUCAUAAUUUUUAGAAGUUUUUUAAAAAUUUAUAUUUAUAAAUUUUUAUUCCUUCUUUUAAAUCGUGAAACAACUUCAUCAAAAUAGUUUGUGCUUACUGUCUUUCAGGUGACAAAAUAAAUCGCAGGCUACAUGUCGCGCCACUAGUUAGAUGUUGCAUGCAAUCGUUUCCGUAAUACAUAAAAUCCUCAUCAUAGUCAUGAUACAGAUACGUUGCAUCAGAUAAUGCAUUUAUGUAGCAGAGUGUGUUGCAAGCGACACAGUAGAAUCGUGAAAAUGAGAUCAAAUUUUAGUGUUUCCAUGAGAUAUAAAAUUUAAAAUAAAAACAGAAACUAGCUACGCUAAGACUCAAUAUUUGUAUUGGCGUGAUAAUCGCUGCACCCUAGAUUUGUGAGAUACCCUUCAUUAACCCAUUCGAUGUUGUGUUGUGAUAACUUGUGUGUUAUAGUAUUUCAAUUAUAAAAAAGAAGGGAUCGACCAAGAUAAAAAACCAAAUAUAACAAAUAACUCACUACAAAAAAGUUAAACCAACGUAACUUUUACCGUGUUUGGAUUGUAGAUUACAUGGAAAAUGAAUCGCAAAAAUUAGACCAACAAUUUUGAAACAUGCAAUCUCGUCUCAAUGUCAAGUGAGGGAGUUUAUUAGCUGUACUUAAAAAAUGAGUUAUCCUAAUAAAUAACAACAACAAAAAAAGAGCAGUGCAAUAAUGUUUUGCAAUAAGCUUAAUCCCAGAUUUAGAGCUUUCAAAUUCAAGAAAAGAAACAUUUCUGUCUGAGCAUAAUCGUGACUUGCUUUGAGGUGUCGUCUGUUGGAGAUAGGUAUUUUUUUCGCACUCCAAAACGAAAAAAAACAUCCGGAUAAUAAAAUUUGUUACAAGACGCUGGAAUAUUUAGAUGUUAAAGCACUUUAAAGAAUUUAUGAAAAAAACUGAUUUAGAACGGCAAAGCAACUGUUGAAUUUUGUUUUGAAAAGCAUUUAUGAAGUCCCACGAUAAUAACUUUUUUUUAUUUUGCAUCUAACAAGCUUUGGCUAAAAAGUAUUUUUAUCGGUUUAUGUAGCCGUGCUGUUUUGAUGCUUCGGUACUUAAACGCUAGACGUCAGAAAUAAAAAUAAAAAAAAAACUAAAAAGUAAACGUAUCAAAAACAGUAUGGAUGUGUAAUUGUAUUGAAAGAAACAAACAAAAAAAGUUUACAAUUAAAAUUAUGCCUAAGAGAUCGUUUAAUGUUUAAGAGUAUUAAUAAAAAAGAAGAAGAAUAACUCAACUUGCUACUUGAUGAUUGCUAGAAUUAUGUACAUAACCACAAAUCAUCCAACAUCAACUCCAAUCUAUGAAAAAAAAAACUGAUUGUUAUGCCAAAGUAUCUCCAGAACGCCACUUCAAAAAUAAAU